Molecule: messenger RNA, 2195 nt
Organism: Lingula anatina
Lineage: Eukaryota; Metazoa; Brachiopoda; Lingulata; Lingulida; Lingulidae
Product: serine/arginine-rich splicing factor 1B
Cellular component (GO): nucleus; cytoplasm
Molecular function (GO): mRNA binding
Source: RefSeq, a predicted model, not a curated record
UUUUCACUCAUCUAUGCGCAAGGAUACAUACGAACUACAUCUUGUCAACGGGAACAAUCCAAGCGUCCUACUCGAUUCGUACACAGAUUCCAAGGAUUCAGACAUGGCGAACAAUGAAUGCAGAAUUUACGUGGGAAACCUUCCCCCAGACAUCAGAACAAAGGACAUUGAAGAUUUAUUCUAUAAGUUUGGUCGCAUAACCUUCAUCGAUCUGAAAAAUAGGAGAGGUCCACCAUUUGCUUUUGUAGAGUUUGACGAUCCAAGGGAUGCUGGGGAUGCAGUGCAUGCACGUGACGGCUAUGACUAUGAUGGCUAUAGACUGAGAGUAGAAUUUCCAAGGGGAUCUGGACCUGGUGGCCCUCGUGGAGGUGGAGGCGGUGGACGUGGUGCAAGGCGAGGAGGACCCCCUUCAAGAAGAUCAGAUUACAGAGUUUUGGUGUCAGGAUUGCCCUCUACUGGAAGCUGGCAGGAUCUGAAGGACCACAUGCGUGAGGCUGGAGAUGUUUGCUAUGCAGAUGUUUUCAAAGAUGGGACAGGGGUGGUGGAGUUCCUCAGAUAUGAAGACAUGAAAUAUGCUGUGAGGAAAUUGGAUGACUCUAAGUUCAGGUCACAUGAGGGAGAUACAAGCUACAUCAGAGCAAAAGAAGACUCCAGUGGUAGGAGAGAUGGUGGAGGUGGCCAUAUGGGAGAUGGCAUGGGACGAGGUGGUAGAGAUCGCUCAAGAAGUCGUAGUUUUUCACCACCAAGACGCAGUAGAGGGUCACCAAGCUAUUCACCGAUGAGAAGAGCUUCUCCAUACUGAGUUAUGCGGUUUAAUUUUCACAGCAGCAUCUUUUGAGUGCUUUGACUGUUGUCACAUUUAUAAAGACUUAUAAAGAUUUCUCAAGUAAAGUGGACCAAAGGUUUUCAAUGUAGACUUUCAAGUGGUUAAAGAAAGUGAUUUUUCUCAUAAUUAUAAAUAGAUUGAUUUUUAAUUGUCUGCUGAAUGACAUUUUUAACAUGAUAUUUUUAUUUCUUAGAGACUGCAUUUGAAGAGGUAUAAGGUGUCAUAAAAUUUCAGAAAAAAAAUGUUUGAAAUAUUUGCAUAGACAUUUGAAGAUGCUUCAUUGCAUGGUUUCCAUUGCAGUUUGAAGAUUUGGUCUGUGAGUUUAUGUCCUCUACUUACGUCUCCCUAGAAUGAAUGUAGUGUGAAUGGUUGGUUGAGAUUCUUGCACAUAUUAUCCUCAUUGCUAAAACAAUAUAUAUUUCACAAGCUAAUUCACAAUUUUAUUUCUAUUUGAUAUAAGGUGCUUGGGAGUCUCCUGCCAUUCUUUUACUGGAUGCGGAAAUACAGGGAUCAUAUUAGUAUAUAGGAUAGGAGGAUUUAAACAUAGGAGGAAACCUCAGGAUCCACUAGGAUCACUGGAUUGUUUGGGAGAUAGGGAUAAGUUUGAUGUUCGUAUAAAUAUAAAUUUGCAUCUCUCAAAAAUUAAAACUGUUUAUUUUGGAAACUAAAUUGCCUAAAAUUUUCUUGAGUUAAUGAAAAAUAUUUAAGUUAAUACAAUUUCAUUCCAUAAAAAAAUAAAGCUUAUAAAAAAUGAAUGCCCCUAAACAUCACAAAAGCAAAAGAGGAAGUGGAUCAUAUUUGGAAAAGGCAAAAAAUCGGAUGGAGCAGUUUCCUCUAUGACGGAACAAGUCUCACAAACUAAAACUUAAGUCCUUUGGAAUGAAGAUACUUAUUACUGGAGGUCUUGUCUAGGAGAAAUCUUGGAAUUCCAAAAACUAAUAUUAGGAAUAGGAAAAGAUCUUGACUCUGCAUAUGGAUUGGUAAUAUUAUAACAUGGAAGGAGACCUUUAACAUAGUUCUUGCACUUUCAUUAGGAUAAGGAAACAUUUUUGGGAAGGAAAUUGCGAGGGAAAUGUGGAAGACCUCAUUAGGAAAGGAAAAUGGGCUCAUAAAGGAAAUGAUGGUAUAGUAUUGAAAUUGGUUACAUGUUGGGUUUUAUAUCUACAAUUGCCCCUUCUUUUACAGAUAACCUUCUGUGUGUUCUGUGUUAAUUGUGCACUUGUCUAGUCUUGUGUGUGUUUGAAUGUUGAAAGUGUGGGAGAAUGGAUGGUAAGAUUGGCUGAAUUUGACUGUCUUCACUGGAAUAAUGUCUGUUUGAGCAUUUCCCUGGAAUUGUCAAAUGCAGUUUGAAUAAAAAUUUUGAACUUGA